UAGUUCCUUUCUCGGUGACUUCCUCGCUUUCUUUCUGUCCUCUCAGCAAGUCUCUGAAGUAACCACCCUUCAAAUUAUAGUUCCUCAUCAGUCGUGAUGAUUCUUCUACUCACACUGAAGCUGGUUAAUCGUUCGUCAGUUACCUAUACUCGUGAUAACCUUAUGAAUUCGUAUUCUUUUGCUUCUUCGAAUCGUCUGAUUCAAGGGAAAUUAUUCAGGAAAUCACCUUUAUAAUACUUGGAUUUUUCCACCGUUUUUUUUAGUUUAUCAUGAAGAGGUGACGACCAUCAAACUAAAAUUUUUCAACGUAGCGUCCAACCGUCAAGAUGUAAAUGAAUUUAAGAAGAAAGUUAAAUUGGCUCCCAUCAAUAUCAGGGAUGGAGACAAACUUCGUCUGGGAUGAAUCGUAAACAACUUGGGAUAAGUACGGCUUGUGUCCUGUUCACUAGCGAUGGCGUGGUCAAUCAAGUUUGAAGGAUGAGUGACGAGUGCUGCUCCGCUCAAUUGAUUGAUGGCAAUGGUGUGUUUAACGUUUCUGGGCUCGAACAUUUCGUGAAAGCUGUUAAAUUGGCCGAAUGCGGGAUUUCUUAUGCUGUGGUUUCCAUUAUGGGCCCUCAAAGCAGCGGGAAGAGCACACUGUUGAACCAUCUUUUCCACACAAACUUCAGGGAGAUGGAUGCCUUCAAAGGAAGGUGGGUCUUCUUCAUCUUUCUUUGUCAAAAUACUGGAAUCAAACUACCAAGGGCAUAUGGUUAGCUAAAUGUGUGGGAAUUGAGCCUACAACACUUGUGAUGGAUUUGGAGGGUACUGAUGGAAGAGAAAGAGGAGAGGAUGACACUACAUUUGAGAAGCAGAGUGCUCUUUUUGCUUUGGCGGUCUCUGAUAUACUGUUGAUUAAUAUGUGGUGUCAUGAUAUUGGUAGGGAGCAUGCUGCAAAUAAGCCUCUUCUAAAGACAGUAUUUCAGGUUAUGAUGCGUCUGUUCACUCCUCGUAAGACUACAUUACUGUUUGCUAUUAGAGAUAAAACAAAGACACCAUUGGAACGUUUGGAAUCUAUUCUAAGGGAAGACAUUCAUAAGAUAUGGGAUGCUGUUCCAAGGCCACAAGCACAUAAGGGAACUCCACUCAGUGAAUUCUUUAGGGUAGAAGUUACAGCGUUGUCUAGUUAUGAGGAGAAAGAAGAUCAAUUCAAGGAGCAGGUUGCAAACUUGAGGCAGCGAUUUUACCAUUCUAUUGCCCCCGGUGGACUUGCAGGUGAUCGACAGGCUGUCAUUCCAUCUUCAGCAUUUUCAUUCAGUGUACAGCAGAUAUGGAAAAUUAUACAGGAAAACAAGGACCUGGAUCUUCCAGCACAUAAGGUUAUGGUCGCUACAGUUCGGUGUGAGGAGAUUGCAAAUGAGAAACUUCAUCAAUUCACUGAUGAUAAGUGCUGGUUAGAGAUUGAUGAAGCUCUUCAGUCUGGUCCAGUAUCUGGCUUUGGAAAGAAGAUUAGCUCCUUGAUAGAAUCUUACCUGCAGGAGUAUGAUGCAGAAGCUAUAUAUUUUGAUGAAGGUGUAAGAUUGGAGAAACGUGGACAAUUAGAAUGUGGAGCAUUGCAUCUUGUUCAUCCUGCCUAUCAAGCCAUGUUGGGACAUCUUCGUUCCAAAGCUGUAGAUAGAUUCAAGGAUAUGCUUGACCAAUCACUAAAAAGCGGAGAAGGUUUUGCAACAGCUGUUCAUGGUUGCACCCACACUGUUCUUCUUGAGUUUGAUCAUGGAUGCACAGAUGCAGCGAUUAGACAAGCUAGCUGGGAUCCUUCCAAAUUCCGUCAGAAGCUUCAACGUGAUAUUGACACAUAUGUUGCUUCUCUAAGAACUGCCAAAGUGUCUGAAAUUAUAGCUCAUCAUGAGGAAAAGCUUGUGGAAGCUCUUGAUGAACCCAUUGACUCUCUUUUUGAUGCUGCUAACGAGAUGACGUGGGCAUCCAUAACAAACCUCCUUCAACGUGUGACAGAGUCUGCUGUAUGUGAUUUGUCUUCAGACCUUGCUGGUUUUGAACUAGACAGUGUAAUUUUUGACAAAAUAAAACAGAAUUUUUUUUAUAAUGGAAGAAAUAUAGUUGAAACGAAAACCAAAGAGGAAGCUGGAAGAGUUCUUGUUCGUAUGAAAGACAGGUUUGCAAUGGUAUUUAGCCAUGAUCAUGACUCAAUGCCAAGAGUUUGGACAGGAAAAGAAGAUAUUCGUUCAAUCACAAAGAAUGCUCGUGCUGCGGCACUGAAGCUGCUAGCGGUCUUGGCUGCCAUAAGGUUGGAUGGACAGCCAGAUAAAAUAGAGAAAACCCUCUUUUCUUCUCUAGUAGAUGCUGGUAGAGGGAAUCAGGACAGGAGGAUAGUUGCAGAUGGCGAUCCAUUGGCGUCAAGUACAUGGGAAGAGGUUCCUUCAAACAUGACACUGAUUACGCCUGUCCAAUGCAAAACUUUGUGGAGACAAUUCAACGCAGAAACAGAGUAUUUGGUUGUGCAGGCUGUAUCUGCCCAGGAGGCAUACAAGAGAAGCCACAACUGGUUACCACCUCCCUGGGCAAUUGUUGCCAUGGCUGUUCUAGGUUUCAAUGAAUUUAUGGCACUCUUACGGAACCCUCUUUACAUAGGAGUGUUCUUUAUAGUGGGCUUACUGCUUAAAGCUUUAUGGAUCCAGCUGGACAUACAAGAAGAGUUUCGCUAUGGAGUUUUAACUGGCAUCCUCUCCCUGGCAACCAGAUCGUUUCCUACCAUUACGAAUAUGUUGAAGCGGCUGGUUGAUUCUGGUCACAUGGAGAGACGUGGAAUUCGUACUCUGGGCGUAGAAACCUGACCUCGUGGAAGCAUAGAUUACCUAUCUUGGAUGAAGAUUCUGUUCCAUCCACUGUUGCUAUUCUCUGUACAUGUUACUGCCAAUUCAGUCAGCACUGUAAAAAAAGGUGUGGCUUUGAGCAGUUCUCAGAGUCUUCGGAGAAUGUAAAUGCAGACUGUACAAGUCUCAUGCUGUUAAUGACCCAUAUGAAUUGCAAUGGACUUCAAAUCACAUUGCUCA
This is a messenger RNA of Nymphaea colorata (pocket water lily), 3050 nucleotides long. RefSeq names its product protein ROOT HAIR DEFECTIVE 3 homolog 2-like. Bases 576 to 2831 code for a protein of 751 amino acids. Gene Ontology annotation, cellular component: endoplasmic reticulum. Gene Ontology annotation, molecular function: GTPase activity; GTP binding. Lineage: Eukaryota; Viridiplantae; Streptophyta; Magnoliopsida; Nymphaeales; Nymphaeaceae. Gene Ontology annotation, biological process: endoplasmic reticulum membrane fusion. The transcript is spliced from 23 exons. The record is from RefSeq and is a predicted model, not a curated record.